GCAGCCGUUGAUCACAAGAACCCGCGACACUUGAUUUUGGGAAGUGGCACAUGAUUUGCGAUUUGGAUGAGAAACAGCGCGAAAGCAAAAUAUACUGAAGCCCUAAAAGCAUCUGUAGCAGUAAGCAACCUGGUGCUGGUGCUGGUGCUGGUGGGUGCUAGGUGAAUCAACUUUUCCCUUAGUGCUGGUCGCCGACGAACUCUUCUCCUCAGCCAGCGUCCAGCCCCGCCGUCGCCGAUUCUCUUCUCCUGGAUCCCUUCACCUCGCGUCUCCAGGUCUGCUCGGAGCUGCUGUUGGCGUCGCCGCCUCUGCCCGAGCUCACUUUCCUUCCUCCUUCGCCGUCACUUCUCUUCCUCCCUCACCGCCGUAAGCAAAGCUGCUUCAAUUUAGAGUGAAAUUCACAUGGAUAGUAGCGAAAGCCCAACCGAAACAAAGAAAACCAAGUCCAAGACACCUCGAAAAAACAAAGAAACCGUUCUCAAGCAAAAAUCUCCCGCGGAGUUCUUUGCUGAGAACAAGAACAUUGCAGGAUUUGAUAAUCCGGGAAAAUCUCUUUAUACUACUGUUAGAGAGCUUGUGGAGAAUUCGCUUGACUCAGCGGAAUCCAUAUCGGAGCUUCCGGUGGUUGAGAUAACCAUUGAGGAGAUAAAGAAAAGCAAAUUUAAUUCUAUGAUCGGUCUCAUUGACUGCGAGCGUGUUGAUGCGGAGUUGUACGAUGAUUAUGAAACUGAGAAGGCCCGUGAGAAACGGUUGGCGAAAGAGGCCCGUGCUCAAGAAAUACAAGCAAAGAAUGCUGCCCUUGGAAAGAAAGUGAAAGAGACUCCAGCUUCAAAGGGUAUCAGGGGCCGAGGCGAGGCUUCAUUUUACAGAGUUAUAUGCAAGGACAAUGGAAAAGGAAUGCCACAUGAUGACAUCCCGAAUAUGUUUGGCCGAGUUCUCUCUGGGACAAAAUAUGGCUUGAAACAGACACGGGGGAAGUUUGGUCUUGGAGCAAAGAUGGCAUUAAUAUGGUCCAAAAUGAGCACUGGGCUUCCAAUUGAGAUCUCUUCAUCAAUGAGAAACCAAAGUUAUAUGUCAUUUUGCAGGCUGGAUAUUGACAUUCAUAAGAAUAUUCCACAUGUACAUGUAAAUGAAAAACGAGAGAACAAGGAGCGCUGGCAUGGGGCUGAAAUUCAAGUUGUCAUUGAGGGGAACUGGACAACAUACCGUUCAAAAAUAUUACAUUACAUGAGACAAAUGGCUGUCAUCACCCCUUAUGCACAAUUUCUAUUUAAAUUUGUUUCAGAUGCUCCUGAAAAGAAUGUCACUAUAAGGUUUUCUCGAAGAACAGAUGUGAUGCCUCCUGUUCCCCUGGAGACAAAGCAUCAUCCAUCGUCAGUUGAUUUGCUGCUAAUUAAACGCCUUAUUGCUGAAACUUCGAAGCAGAACCUUUUGCAAUUUCUUCAACAUGAAUUUGUAAAUAUUAGUAAAUCUCAUGCUGAAAGAUUGAUAGGUGAAAUGGGUCCAGACUUCAGCCCAAAAAUGGCUCUUAAGUCUCUAACUCCACAGCAACUAGUACGCAUUCAUCAGUUAUUUCGUCAAGCCAAGUUUGAUGAUCCUAACGGCCAUUGUCUUAGCCCUGCUGGUGAGUACAAUCUCCGGCUAGGAAUAAUAAAAGAGCUACACCCAGACAUGGUUGCAACUUAUUCAGGCAGUGCUCAGGUUUUUGAAGGCCACCCAUUCAUAGUUGAAGCUGGAGUCAGUAUCGGUGGAAAAAAUGUCAAGCAAGGUUUGAAUAUAUUUCGAUUUGCAAAUAGAAUUCCACUACUUUUUGAGCAAGGAGCUGAUGUUGUCACCAGGACUGCACUGAAGCGAAUCAAUUGGAGUAGUUACAAAAUCAACCAGCUACAAGACAAGAUUGGCAUCUUUGUUAGCAUUGUGAGCACAAAAAUUCCCUUCAAAGGGACUGGAAAAGAAUACAUUGGAGAUGACAUAACUGAGAUUGCUUCUGCUGUAAAGUAUUCCAUUCAGCAGUGUUGCGUUCAAUUGAAAUCCAAGAUUGUGAAAAAGAUGCAGGCACGUGAGCAGCAGGAGAGGAAACGGAAUUUAAGCAAGUACAUUCCUGAUGCUACUGGGGCAGUAUACAAUGUUUUGAAAGACAUGGCAGAGACACAGUUACAUGCAUCAAAGAAGUUCCGCUAUGGAGAUGAUGAUGGAGAACUAUUAAGAAAAGUAUAUGAGAAUUUGAUUACUAAAGAAACGCUCAGUGAAAAACUUGCUAAACAUGUUGAACAGGUGGAUUAUGAAAUGGCGUUGGAGUAUGCCACGCAGAGUGGAGUGAGCGAGGAACCAAGAGAAACAAUAUAUAUAAAACCAUUGGAAACUGAAAAUAAGAUUAUUGAUUUACAUUCUCCAUUCUUUGUUUUUAGAAUGUUUCAUUAGAUCUAGAAAAUCAUUAGACAUAUUACACGAAGAAAAAAUUGUUGUAUCUAUUGUUUUCAUUUGUAACUUGUAACUUGUAACUUGUAAGAAAGAGUAAUAAGAAUCAUAAUACAGUGGAUUCUAAAUUAUGGUUACAUUAAUGUCUAUAAUAUGACAUUUCUGGAAA
Molecule: messenger RNA, 2587 nt
Organism: Arachis ipaensis
Lineage: Eukaryota; Viridiplantae; Streptophyta; Magnoliopsida; Fabales; Fabaceae
Product: DNA topoisomerase 6 subunit B
Biological process (GO): DNA topological change
Molecular function (GO): DNA topoisomerase type II (double strand cut, ATP-hydrolyzing) activity; DNA binding; ATP binding
Source: RefSeq, a predicted model, not a curated record